Molecule: messenger RNA, 390 nt
Organism: Morchella importuna
Lineage: Eukaryota; Fungi; Ascomycota; Pezizomycetes; Pezizales; Morchellaceae
Exons: 1
Coding region: 1-390 (129 amino acids)
Source: RefSeq, a predicted model, not a curated record
AUGAUUGGUGUACUUCAUGCGCCUUGCAUCCUGUGUCAUGCGCCAUUACACUUUCGACGGACAACACGGCACGGCGUAACAUUAGGCCGCCUCUUCAUGCGCCUGGGCAUCUGUAUCAUGCGCUCGAAAGGGGAUCGAUCGUCCGUCAGCACGGCACGGGAAGCGGUUCUUCAUGCGCCUUGCGUCCUGUGUCAUGCGCUAUUACGCUUUCGACGGACAACACGGCACGGCGUAACAUCAGGCCGUCUCUCAUGCGCCUGGGCAUCUGUAUCAUGCGCUCGAAAGAGGUCGAUCGUCCGUCAGCACGGCACGGGGGAGCGGUUCUUCAUGCGCCUUGCGUCCUGUGUCAUGCGCUAUUACGCUUUCGACGGACAACACGGCACGGCGUAA